GGAGCGGCUGUCGGCGCAGCGGGCGGGAGCCGGGAGCCCGGCGCUCGAGCAGGCGGAGCGCAGCGCGGAGACGCGGCGGAGCGGGGCCCGCGGCUCGGCUGGGGCCGGCAGACAGGUGUGCGGGCGGCCGGGCGGCCCGAGCUCAGGCAGCUCCAGGCCGGGCCCGCGGUCCGGAGCCGGCGCCGAGCGGAGACCCCGCGCCCGCACCCCAGUCCGGGCCCCGCCCGUGCUCUGCCUGGCCGCGGGGUGCGGGGACCACGGCCGGGUCGGGCCACCCGAAGCCUGUGUUGGGCCGGGCCGGGCCGGGGUGGGUGGGGGUCCGCCCGGCCCGCCCAUGGGCUCAGGAUGCCGGUGCGGAGGGGCCACGUCGCGCCGCAGAACACCUUCCUGGACACCAUCAUCCGCAAGUUUGAGGGCCAGAGCCGCAAGUUCAUCAUCGCCAACGCUCGGGUGGAGAACUGCGCUGUCAUCUACUGCAACGACGGCUUCUGCGAGCUGUGCGGCUACUCGCGGGCCGAGGUGAUGCAGCGACCGUGCACCUGCGACUUCCUGCACGGGCCGCGCACGCAGCGCCGUGCCGCCGCGCAGAUCGCGCAGGCCCUGCUGGGCGCGGAGGAGCGCAAAGUGGAGAUCGCCUUCUACCGGAAAGAUGGGAGCUGCUUCCUGUGCCUGGUGGAUGUGGUACCCGUGAAGAACGAAGAUGGGGCUGUCAUCAUGUUCAUCCUCAACUUUGAGGUGGUGAUGGAGAAGGACAUGGUGGGGUCCCCAGCCCGUGACACCAAUCACCGUGCCCCUCUCACCAGCUGGCUGGCCUCCGGCCGCGCCAAGGCCUUCCGCUUGAAGCUGCCCGCGCUGCUGGCCUUGACCGCCCGGGAUUCGUCGGUGCGGCCGGGUAGCGCGGGCGGCGCCGGUGCCCCGGGGGCCGUGGUGGUGGACGUGGACCUGACGCCCGCGGCGCCCAGCAGCGAGUCGCUGGCCCUGGACGAGGUGACGGCCAUGGACAACCACGUGGCGGGGCUCGGGCCGGCGGAGGAGCGACGCGCGCUGGUGGGCCCCAGCUCGCCGCCUGCCUGCGCGCCCGGCCCGCACCCGUCGCCCCGGGCGCACAGCCUCAACCCCGACGCCUCGGGCUCCAGCUGCAGCCUGCCCCGGACGCGCUCCCGAGAGAGCUGCGCCAGCGUGCGCCGCGCCUCGUCGGCCGACGACAUCGAGGCCAUGCGCGCUGGGCCGCUGCCCCCGCCGCCGCGCCACGCCAGCACCGGGGCCAUGCACCCCCUGCGCAGCGGCCUGCUUAACUCCACAUCAGAUUCGGACCUCGUGCGCUACCGCACCAUUAGCAAGAUUCCCCAAAUCACCCUCAACUUUGUGGACCUCAAGGGCGACCCCUUCCUGGCUUCGCCCACCAGCGACCGGGAGAUCAUAGCCCCCAAGAUAAAGGAGCGGACCCAUAAUGUCACUGAGAAGGUCACCCAGGUCCUGUCCCUGGGGGCCGACGUGCUGCCGGAGUACAAGCUGCAGGCACCACGCAUUCACCGCUGGACCAUCCUGCACUACAGCCCCUUCAAGGCCGUGUGGGACUGGCUCAUCCUGCUGCUGGUCAUCUACACGGCGGUCUUCACGCCCUACUCGGCUGCCUUCCUGCUGAAGGAGACGGAGGAGGGCCCCCCGGCCCCCGACUGUGGCUACGCCUGCCAGCCGCUGGCCGUGGUGGACCUCAUCGUGGACAUCAUGUUCAUCGUGGACAUCCUCAUCAACUUCCGCACCACCUACGUCAACGCCAACGAGGAGGUGGUCAGCCACCCUGGCCGCAUCGCCGUCCACUACUUCAAGGGCUGGUUCCUCAUCGACAUGGUGGCCGCCAUCCCCUUUGACUUGCUCAUCUUCGGCUCUGGCUCCGAAGAGCUGAUCGGGCUGCUGAAGACGGCGCGGCUGCUGCGGCUGGUGCGCGUGGCACGGAAGCUGGACCGCUACUCGGAGUACGGGGCGGCCGUGCUCUUCCUGCUCAUGUGCACGUUCGCGCUCAUCGCGCACUGGCUGGCCUGCAUCUGGUACGCCAUCGGCAACAUGGAGCAGCCGCACAUGGACUCCCGCAUCGGCUGGCUCCACAACCUGGGCGAUCAGAUCGGCAAGCCCUACAACAGCAGCGGCCUGGGCGGCCCCUCCAUCAAGGACAAGUACGUCACCGCCCUCUACUUCACCUUCAGCAGCCUCACCAGCGUGGGCUUCGGCAACGUCUCACCCAACACCAACUCGGAGAAGAUCUUCUCCAUCUGUGUCAUGCUCAUCGGCUCCCUCAUGUAUGCCAGCAUCUUCGGCAACGUGUCGGCCAUCAUCCAGCGGCUGUACUCGGGCACGGCCCGCUACCACACGCAGAUGCUCCGGGUGCGUGAGUUCAUCCGCUUCCACCAGAUCCCCAACCCGCUGCGCCAGCGCCUCGAGGAGUAUUUCCAGCACGCCUGGUCCUACACCAAUGGCAUCGACAUGAAUGCGGUGCUGAAGGGCUUCCCCGAGUGCCUGCAGGCCGACAUCUGCCUGCACCUGAAUCGCUCGCUGCUGCAGCACUGCAAGCCCUUCCGAGGGGCCACCAAGGGCUGCCUGCGGGCCCUGGCCAUGAAGUUCAAGACAACGCACGCGCCGCCAGGGGACACGCUGGUGCACGCUGGGGACCUGCUCACCGCCCUCUACUUCAUCUCCCGGGGCUCCAUUGAGAUCCUGCGGGGCGACAUUGUCGUGGCCAUCCUGGGGAAGAAUGACAUCUUCGGAGAGCCUCUGAACCUGUAUGCGCGCCCUGGGAAGUCCAACGGGGACGUGCGGGCCCUCACCUACUGUGACCUGCACAAGAUCCACCGGGAUGACCUGCUGGAGGUGCUGGACAUGUACCCCGAGUUCUCUGACCACUUCUGGUCCAGCCUGGAGAUCACCUUCAACCUGCGGGAUACCAACAUGAUCCCCGGCUCUCCCGGCAGCGCGGAGCUGGAGGGCGGCUUCCACCGGCAACGCAAACGCAAGCUGUCCUUCCGCAGGCGCACUGACAGGGACCCGGAACAGCCAGGGGAGGUGUCGGCCUUGGGGCCGAGCCGGGCGGGGGCAGGGCCGAGUGGCCGGGGCCGGCAGGGGGGGCCGUGGGGGGAGAGCCUGUCCAGCGGCCCCUCCAGCCCUGAGAGCAGUGAGGAUGAGGGCCCAGGCCGCAGCUCCAGCCCCCUCCGCCUGGUGCCCUUCUCCAGCCCCAGGCCCCCCGGAGAGCCGCCGGGUGGGGACCCCCUGACUGAGGAUGGCGAGAAGAGCAGCGACACUUGUAACCCACUGUCAGGCGCCUUCUCAGGAGUGUCCAACAUCUUCAGCUUCUGGGGGGACAGCCGGGGCCGCCAGUACCAGGAGCUGCCUCGCUGCCCCGCCCCCGCCCCCAGCCUCCUCAACAUCCCUCUUUCCAGCCCUGGCCGACGGCCCCGGGGCGAUGUGGAGAGCAGGCUGGACGCCCUCCAGAGGCAGCUCAGCAGGCUGGAGACCCGGCUGAGUGCAGACAUGGCCACCGUCCUGCAGCUGCUGCAGAGGCAGAUGACGCUGGUCCCGCCCGCCUACAGUGCUGUGACCACCCCGGGGCCCGGCCCCACCUCCACCUCCCCUCUGCUGCCCGUCAGCCCCAUCCCUACCCUCACCCUGGACUCGCUUUCUCAGGUUUCCCAGUUCGUGGCGUGCGAGGAGCUACCCCAAGACGGCCCUGCUCGACGCCUCUCCCUGCCGGGCCAGCUGGGGGCCCUCACCUCCCAGCCCCUGCACAGACACGGCUCGGACCCGAAAUCAGUAAAAAUGCUUUGGAAGGAAGACGAAGGACCAUCAGAAGCCAGUAGCCUGUGAGGCUGGGAGAAGGGCUGCCUAAGGGGCAUCUCGUUCCUGGGGCUCAGGAAGAGAGGAAAGAAGGAGGUGUGGGGACCACUGUGCCGCCACUCUGCACCCUAGGACAGGUUCCAUGGUCAAAUGAAGGGCGCUUCCCCUGCUGGCCUGAAGGCAAUAAGCUCUGGACUAUCAGCUCCAUGCGGGUGGGGCUAGUUUGACUCUGCAGGGCCCCGAGCAGUGCCGGGCACUGGGAUGUACUCAAUGUUUCCUGAAUGACCGAAGGAAGCGCCACCCUUCUCCCCGGGAUGGAGAACCCUGGGCUCGGCCGGCAGGGCUGGGGAAGUCCUCCUGCGGCUGGCAGAGCAGAAGCGGGGCCUCUGCGCAGGGCUCUGGCCCUUCACCCUGGACCCGCGGGUCACCGUGCUCUACUCCAUUCCUGUCCUCGGGCCUGCGCUGCCCAGCUCUGUGGCAACUGCCCGCUGCCCCAGACCUCAUCCCUGGCCUCCCCCGUCACCUGGGCUCCCGGAGCCACAGGACUCUGGUGAUGGGGGGCAGGGCAAGGGUGCAAUCCCCUCCUCUCCUGCAGGGCCAGCCACCAACGGCGGGGGGUGGGCUGUUGUGCAGAGCGGAGGGUUCUCCCAAACCAAGAGGGCCAGAGGGGUGGGGCGGGAACUGGAGGGGCCGUGGCGGGUGAGGAAAGGUCCACGCGGCUGCCGAUGCGCAGGAAGGCAGGUGGCAGAGCCUGGAGCCGGAGUCUGGUCAGGGGCGAGGGACAGGAACCGAGGGGCAGGCCUGACCUGCCUUCCCCCACCUCCACCUGCCUUCCCCCACCUCCACCUCUGCACCUAAAGGUCCAGGAGUGGAGUGAGGUGCUGGCGGUGCCUCCCGGCCUCGUGACUCAGCCACUGCCCGGGGUCCAGGUGCAAGCUCGCCCCGCCCUGUCCUCACCUGGACCCCCGCUCCUCUCAGCCCGGGCAGUGGCAGCUCUCACGUUUCAGUGACAAGUAAGAGUCAUCGAUACUCAUGGAGCCCAUCUUUUGUGGUGAGCAUUAUUCUGACUGCCUGAAACCCAAGGCCCAGAGGCUCAUGGAACCUGCCAGCGUCCGCGGCUCCUGAGGGAGGAGCUGAAGCAUGAACCCGGGCAGUCUGAGUCCCCCGGGCUGGCCUGAGCCGGGGACACACCAUCUCCCUUAGACAAGGCAGUGACUAGGAGACCUUUGCAAGUGUCUGGGAUUUCUAGGACCUUCUCUCCCCUGCAGACUUUUGUACCUUCUGUUCCUUUGCCUGGAGUGCCCUUUGUUUGGUGAACUCCUGCUGGUCUUUGGGUGGCUCUUCUAGGGGAUGCUUGGUGCGUCCCCUCCCUCGGGCUGGGGCCCCCUUUGUGCUCUUGCAGCACCCUCUGCUCUCCCCGCCCCGCCUUCCCUACCCUGGACUGCCAAAUCCGGGGGCUCGUCAUCUCUGCGCUACACCAUCCCUGUCUGUCCCCCAGCACCACGCGCAGUGGCUCCCCCAGAGCGAGCACGCAACGGUUUACUAAAUGAACACUUCUGGAUUUGGGGAGUGAUUAGCAGUAAAAUCCUUAAUAUCCAAAGGGCCGGUGUGCUUGACUUUGGGGGCUGUGACUUCCUGUGCAGCCAGGCUUGGGGUGCGAGGGCUGAGGAGGGGGCUCUGGGGUAGCUGGCACUCCCUGAGCCUCCUCCGCUGAUAGGCAGACGUGAGGUCUCGUACCCCAGGGAUGGCCCCUAAGGGCCCACAGGGUUUACGUUUUCUACCGCACUCUGUUGGCUCAGCUCAGCGCCUGGGGUUUGGUCCUUGCUCUGAGUUACGAUCAGGGAACUUCUCUGGUGCCACCUGGAAUCCUUCCUGGUGGGCAUCUAGGGGCACAGCUGGAUAUCCCGUGAUGGCCAUUGCUCACCUGAGCUUUGGGGAGCCUCUGCCUUUGCUUCCCAUCACAGCAAGUUCAUCGCCCUCUCAGAUGCCCGGUCCCUGGCCUGGACAUACCUCCGGGGGCAGCCCCUGCAGGCCUCUGACUUUUCCAGGCUCUGUUCUGCCACAGUGCAGGGCAGGAGGUCUUGUGCCAGGCCCUUCCUGCAACCCACCUGCCCACGUCACAGGAACAGAUGGACUGAAGCGUGCCCAGGCCCUGACGUGACAGAUGGCUCCUUCCUCUUUGCCUGCAGGACAAAGCCCUCCACGUCAGCCUGGCACAGAGGGUUCUCGUCUUCCUUUCCAGGCUCACCUGCCUUCGUACCUCCUGCUGCCAUGUGCCCAAUACUCUAGCCACAUGAGAUCACGUCCUGUUAACUAUGCUUGAGUUCUCCCUGCAUUUGCCUGUCUUUCCCUCUUCUUGUAAACAGACUCUGUCCUUCCCGGCCUGGAGAAACUCUUCGAUCCUUCAAGUCCUAGCUCACACGUCACCUCCUCCAGGAGGUCCUCUCUAGGUGUCUCAGUGGAUCUAAACCUCCCAUUGCACUGGACUCAGGCCUUUGUCAGCGCCUCCACACACCCUGCCUGUUCUCCUGUCUGUCAUCUGAAAGAGGACUGGCUGAGUAUUGGUCAUCUUCUCAUCUCCCUUGGAGGCCUCUGUCGUGGGGCCGGGGAGACGGCAGGCACUGUGCCGGUGUGUCUUGCUUCAUCUCCACUUCCCAGCGGCCUCUGCGUGGAGGGCUCCUGCCCACUGUCCUCUGUGUGGCUGCUCAUUUGUCCUUUGAUGGUCAAGGCUGAGAGCGAUUUCUCGUAGGGCUUUUCUGUUUCAACCUCAGGUCUGAGGGAUCCCCCUUUCUCCCCAGUGGUGGCCAGUCCAGUGGGUGCUCAGCCUGGCAGCUCAGGGGGACCUACAGGGCUCACACGGUGGUCCGACCACACAGGGACCAUCAAAAGCGCACAAGUAGCGGGUCUAGUCUAAAGUGCUCAAAAAUGUCGAAACAAAUUUGAAUCAUAGGGCCUUUCAAGGUGACUAUUUGCAAACACUUUCAGAUAAUUGUAUAUCAUAAAAGAGUGGUUGGUGUAAAAAUCAAUAAGAUUUAGUAAAAGACUGAAUAGUAACAGGUUUUUUUAAGCCGCAUAGGUGCAUGAUAUUAAACCCUAUAAA
This is a messenger RNA of Balaenoptera musculus (blue whale), 6925 nucleotides long. It is a transcript of the gene KCNH2, whose product is annotated as potassium voltage-gated channel subfamily H member 2. The transcript has 16 exons. Gene Ontology annotation, molecular function: inward rectifier potassium channel activity. The coding region runs from base 346 to 3855 and encodes 1169 amino acids. NCBI's taxonomy places the organism in Eukaryota, Metazoa, Chordata, Mammalia, Artiodactyla, Balaenopteridae. The record is from RefSeq and is a predicted model, not a curated record. Gene Ontology annotation, biological process: regulation of heart rate by cardiac conduction; regulation of ventricular cardiac muscle cell membrane repolarization; potassium ion transmembrane transport. Gene Ontology annotation, cellular component: membrane.